Molecule: messenger RNA, 1456 nt
Organism: Mollisia scopiformis
Lineage: Eukaryota; Fungi; Ascomycota; Leotiomycetes; Helotiales; Mollisiaceae
Exons: 4
Coding region: 411-1283 (290 amino acids)
Source: RefSeq, a predicted model, not a curated record
CCGUCCUUUGACACGAACACUACUCGUUCAUAGGUUCUUGGAACAAAGGUGUCUGAUCCCCACAAUGAUUUUAUCCUAAGGGGUCACUAUUCUGGUCUCAAAGACGAGACUUUCUUAUUGUCUGUGAUUCACUCAUAUACUCGUUAGGUUCCUUGUUCUUGCUAUUGUCACUCGCGAAUUUCUUCCCAUUGUGCUCCCGACAAUGAAUGGGCUCCCUCCUCAAUAGUUAUCGUUAUUUUACUUAAUAUUCCUGCUACUCUCGCACAGAAGAUUUCUUUCUUUUCUUAAUCAUAAAAUUUCCUUCGAUCUUUCCAAACUCUCUCAACGAAUCUUCUACUGCAGGCAGUAAAAAUCUACCAUAUCUACAAUCUUUCCAAGACUAAACCCAAUUCCAAUAAUCCAACUACAAAAUGUUCUCCGAAUCCAAGUUGGCCGGCCCAGGCUACAUCACGUUGAAUGUCAUCCGAGUCCUUAACGUUAUCUCACUCCUUCUGGUCGCGAUAGGAAGUUGGAUCAUGCUUGUCAUGACCGUCAAGACUUCUAACUUCUACUUCUUCGAUGGAGUCUCCCACUUCAUUACGAGCGUCAUUGCCAUAUUCCUCAUCGUCUCAGAGCUCAACAUCUUCCGUUCAUACUUUGCCCGUAACUGGCCAUUGCUCAGCCCUGAACAUGGCUUCGUCUUUCUUGGCACAUCCAUGAUCAUACUUGGCUUCAAUAUCUUGGGCAACCUGAAUAAGCCUGCCACGAGCAUUGCCAACCUUGGUCUUCCGCUAUGGAGAGUUGUGAUCUCUGGAGGCAUCCUCACAGCUGUUAUGGGAUUCUUCAACAUCAUUGCUACUUAUGUCUUCUGCGACGCCAAACUUGGUAUCACCGGACGUCAAGUACGCAGCGACGGUGCAGCAAUCCCUCAAGAAUCCACAAAGGCCUUCAGCAUGUCGAGUGGUUCGAUUCGCCGCCCCGAGUCUCCUCUUCCAAGCUACAACGUUACCGAAGAACGACGCAAAUCGCGCUUCCCAUUCAGACUUCCUAUUCGCAUGUCGAAGACUGUCUCCAUCUCGAAGCCAGUCAUGCAAGACCCGGAACAAUUCUCGAAGUGGGAAUCACGAAGCUCUCCAGUUGCGCCUGAGAUCCAACGUCCACCAACUGCUCUCCACCCCGCUUACACAAACCACGGAAUCGCUCACGACUACCCAGCCCCACCACCAAUGCCAGCCAGUACUGCUACUCGGUAUAGUGUGACCAGUCAAUACACUCAUCCGUUUGCUGAUGCAGACAGAAUCUGAAUGGGGAGGGGUAGCAUGUAAUUUGUUUAGAAGAGUACAAUUGCGACAGGCGCUUUGGAGUUUGCUAUCAAAAUACCCACUCCUUACGAGGCUUACAACAGAGGGAGUUCCGGCGUCAGAAGGGGAGUUGCACUUGUGGAUAUUUUGUCUCUAGCUUACUGGGAACUACAAUC